Thamnophis elegans (Western terrestrial garter snake) is the source of this 2655-nucleotide messenger RNA. RefSeq names its product protein PML-like. Gene Ontology annotation, biological process: PML body organization; intrinsic apoptotic signaling pathway in response to DNA damage; positive regulation of DNA-templated transcription. The record is from RefSeq and is a predicted model, not a curated record. NCBI's taxonomy places the organism in Eukaryota, Metazoa, Chordata, Lepidosauria, Squamata, Natricidae. The transcript is spliced from 7 exons. Gene Ontology annotation, molecular function: ubiquitin-protein transferase activity; zinc ion binding; nucleic acid binding. Bases 178 to 2388 code for a protein of 736 amino acids. Gene Ontology annotation, cellular component: nucleoplasm; PML body; chromatin.
UUGAUUAGAAAAGAGCGCCCGCGGGCGCAAGAGAGAGCCCCCCGCCUCCUCCCCUUCGCAAGACGAGAAGCCGGUUGCCAGGAAAACGAAAGUCAAAAGUUUAGGUUUAGGUUAAGUUUCGCAGACCGCGCCUUCCUCCGGGGUUAGAAGGCUGCCCGGAGUUGCAAAGGAGCUGCGAUGGCCGGAGAAGCCGCCUCGGAGCCAGAGGCGCCCGCUUUCCAGUUGACGGCGAUGAACCAGGAGUUCCAGUUCCUCCUAUGUGACAAAUGCCACGCAGAGGUGGCCAGCCCCAAACUCCUGCCCUGCCUUCACAAUCUCUGCUCGCAGUGCCUGGAAGAAAACGAAGCGGCCGAUGUCUGCGUCAUCUGCGGGACGCCAUACUUCCACCUGGCAGAGAGCCCCGAGAAAUUGGACAACGUUUUCUUCGCCAACCUCCAACGCAAGCUCGGCCUCUACCAGAAGAUCACUGGGAGCAAAGAUUUGGUUUGCGCCAAAUGUAAGAAAGAGGCCAAGUUUUGGUGUUCUAUCUGCCAGGACCUCCUCUGCCUCUCGUGCUCCAAAAUCCACCAGAAAUACCGGAAGCACCAUAGUCUCGGAACGAGACAGCUGAAGGAAUUCCAGGCAGAAUCUUGCAAAUACUUCAUCUCAACCACCAGAAAACCCAUGUUUUGUUCGAAGGCGGGGCACAAUACCCAAAUGCUAAGGCAUAGCGAAUUGCAGAACAUGAUUGCAGAGCUGAUGGAGAAGAAGAACGUCUACGACAAGACCUCCAGCGACCUUGAGGAUCUGGAGAAAAACAUGGAGCAGAUGAGGAAUGAGACACAAGAGCUGAUCCAGCAGAAGAUAGAAGAGAUGAUCCAGAUGUUGCGAGCCAAGGGCGAAGGAUUCUUAGCAGAGGUAGAGGCCCAUCAUAACCACCAGGUCCAAGACGUGAAGAAGAAGCUGCAGGAGAUGGAGUGCGUGGUCCAGAGAAUCACAUGCAGCCAGACGUUGGUGGAGAAGUUGCAUCUCUAUGCUUCUGGCCAGGAGGUGUUGGAGAUACAUCCUUUCCUGAAAAAGUCCAUGAUGGAGCUCAGAAAGAAGCAGCCCUCUACGGUAAAAGGAAUCGAAGUGAGGAACUUCGUAGAUAUCAAGAGCCAACUUCAAAAUUUGCUUGAAAGAAUGCCAAAAGACAACGAAGCUGUUCCCGCUAAACCCCAAACUAAGCCUAAGGAGAACAGUUUUAGAAGAUUAUUGGGAAAAAGGGGCCGCACUGACCGGGAAACGAACACCGAGCACCAUCCCAAAAUGGUCAAAAUUGUGCCGUUAAAUGAUGAGGAACCAGGGACCAGUUAUGGAGCCACUGGAGGUUCUUACGUCCCAGAAAGUCAAGAACGCCUCAGACAAUCCCUUGAUGACACUCUACAGAUUGCUCAUAACUAUUUACAUUCAUCUGAUCAAGGUAGUGUUACAUUCAGGACACCUCAUCUUGAAAUUUCAAGAGAUCCUUAUAAUCCAGAAGAAAAAUCCACCGAUGAUGAUGAUGAUGAAGAUGAUGAAGCUGAGAUCUCGAUCCUUCCCCUUACAUCACCCGGUGACCAGAAAAGUCCUGUGAAGUAUCCAUUAUGCCAAACGGAAGAUGUCAGCUCACAGUCCAAGAUCAUAUUCUUUGACCUCAAGUCUCUGUCAGAAAAUAUCCUUCACCUGGUCGCCCUCGGAGAGGACGCCACCAUUUUCAGAGUCACGAUUUCCUGCCUGGGGACCACAAGGGACAAACUCCUUGUGUUCGGCAUGGAUGAGUUCCUGAAGUAUCUCAGGAGCCUCCAGAGGCCCAUUAUGGUGGGAUACAACCUUUGGUCCAUGGACCUCCCUGCCCUGCUUGUUGCCCUUCAGAAGAUCAACAAAGAAGAGCAGUUCGAGGCGUCCAUCCAAGGUUUCUUGGAUGCUUUGCCCCUCAUCAGAGAGAUGUCCCCAGAAAUCUCUAAUUAUUCACUGAAGAAUCUGGACAAGACAUAUUUUUGGGGAGAGUUGGACAGCAACAAGGCGGAUGACUGCGCCCAGACUCUCAAGAACCUCUGUACCAUCUUUGAAAUUAACAUCCUGUUCCAGACAAGGCCGCUCAUCGGCUGGUCCAGCUUCAGAUGUUACGCCUCACUUCAGCCUCUCCUGCGUGAGAAAGUCCUCUCCAUGCCCUCGGUGCAGACUUUGGCCCUGCACAAUAUCUCCCUUCUCACCCUUCAGUCCGUCUAUCAAAGCGAUCCCAAGAACGGGCUGAAGGAACUCUGCAGGCGCUUGAACACCACGCUGCGGAUCGGGAAGAAAAAAAUUCAAAAGUUGAGCAAGAUCUGCAAGUAUUUCGAAAACCUCCCAUCGUCCUCUCACAGUUCUUCCCUUCCAGAGAUUCAUUAAGGAACACUCUUCGUUACUGUGGGGUUAAAAUGUCCUGACUGAGGCCUCCUGAGAUCAUGAAGCCGACUGUCAGCCUCUGUUUUGCUGCUUGCUUUUCGGCUGCCAUUGAAACGGGGAGGGAGGGCAUGGUAUUUGGGUGGGGGAAAUAAUCUGCACAGGAGGACUGCUAAUUGGGAGUUCUGAGUCCCCUCUGGGGAAAAGGGCGGCAUAUAAGUGCAAUAAAUUCAAAUUCAAUCACGGUUUGCGCAUGUGGAAGGAGGGGAGUUU